Molecule: messenger RNA, 1785 nt
Organism: Cercopithifilaria johnstoni
Lineage: Eukaryota; Metazoa; Nematoda; Chromadorea; Rhabditida; Onchocercidae
Source: the annotation of a GenBank genome assembly
AUGAACCAUUUUAAAAAGUUGAAAAUAUCAUCUGGAAGAAUCAACAAAAGGUGGAGUAUUAUCAGAUCACGAAAAUCUGCAAUUCGACCAUUUCAAAAUCAGAAACCUACUUCUUUCAAUGUCUUUCAAUUGCUGGUGCCGAAGGAGAAGAUAGAAAUUGUAGUGGAUGAUACAUCAAUAGAAAUGAACAGUGGAGCAAACCAGCAAUUGUUAGAUGUUCAAAAAUUAAAUGAUGGAAAUAAAAGAGACAAAGAGAGAGACACUACAGGUUUAGAUGUUAUUUUAUUAACAGAUGAAGAAAUUUCGCCUAGCAGACAAGAGAAUUCAAGCAAAAAUGAACCCGUGAUGAUGUUACUUGAUGAGAGCCCGCCAAGUGAAUUAAAUAAUUCGGACGAAGUCAUCUGUCUGCAAGAUUUGGAAAUAGUCGGUGAAGCAGGGCCUUCUUCCACUAGGCCGCUACAGAAGGCAAUGAAGGAAGUGCAGAGUGAAAGAAGGAUUUCUGCGAUUUGCGGUAUUCACCGGACUAAACAGUCCCCUUUUCAUUCCACAGAUCUCCGAAAUUUCUCUUCGGUGCACAAUCCGCUGUCUUCAGUUUCAUCCUUAGAUGCUAGAGGUAUGCCAGAAUUUGUGGAUUUACUAACUCAAGGCACUUUAUUAAUGUGUAAAAAAUGGUUGAGAAGAUGGGAUAUUGUACAGAGUGGACUGAUCAGUGGGAACCCAUUAAGGAUAUGUAGCUACAAUGUUCUUUGUCAACAAACUGCCUAUAAAACUCCUGAACUAUACAUACAUCUUACAAAACCCGGACAUGCUUACGAAUUAACUUGGGAAUACCGGUGGAGGUUAUUGGCAAGUGAAUUCCCAAUGAUUAACGCUGAUAUUUUUUGUCUUCAGGAAGUGCAGUGCGAUCAUUACGAUCAUUUUUUUAGACCAUACUUCGAAGCCGCUGGUUUCCUUGGUAAAUAUAAGAAGCGAACGCAUAGCUUGAUAGAUGGCUGUGCGAUAUUUUACAAAUCUCAUUUUCAACUGCUUCAUUAUCAAUAUAUUGAGUAUUACGUGAAUGAUGAUUCAGUAUUGGACAGGGAUAAUGUCGGUCAGCUGGUUCGUUUGAAAGAUAUGCGAAAUGGACGGGAAUUUUGCAUUGCGAAUACACAUUUAUUAUUUAAUAAACGACGUGGUGAUGUCAAACUUGCGCAACUUGCUGUUUUACUUGCAAACAUUGACAAGGAAUGUGGUCCGGAAUCUGGCCAAGAAUGUCCAUACGUUCUAUGCGGUGAUUUUAAUAUUCAACCGCAUAGUCCACUGUAUAAUUUUAUCAUGAGUGGUGAGAUUUGUUUUACUAACCUUCAACGAGGUAAUAUUUCGGGUCAAGGUAAUGCUGGUGGACCGUUUGUUUCAGUUAAUCUAUUACCUGAAGAUAUAGGGAUUGGUCGGAAUUGUCGAUUCAAAUAUCUGAAAAAUCGUACAAUGUUACUACCUUCGGUAAAUUGUUGGAGUCAUCCGCUUUGUUUCAACAGUGUUUAUCAUAUAAAUGCUAAGAAUGGACCAGUGAUUUCGACAUAUCAUAGUGUUGAGGCUGUUAAUCCAGAUUUUAUAUUUUAUUCUGUCAAAUCAAAAGGAAUUAAGAAUUCGGGUUCAGCAAUAAGUGUGUCUGAAAAAGAAAUUCGACUGAUUCGACGUCUCAGUUUGCCAAGUAUGGAACAGUUAGCUGGAACUUUAGGACCGUGGCCUAAUUCAACGACUCCGUCCGAUCAUAUACCUCUCAUUGCUGAUUUUGUUUUGCAAUAA